AUGUCUGAUAAUAUCAACGAACAAAAUCCCAUGAUGAAUCUAAUCAAUGAUACUGAUGAACAACAUCAUAAACAUUAUGUUGUUAAAAAAAUCGAAUCGAAUAUUAAUGAACAAGAAAAAGAAAUUAUUGGUUAUGAUUGUAUUUAUCAAUAUGAAAAUUAUCAAAUCAAACUUGAAUAUCGUUUAUUAAAUGGAUAUUGGAAAAUAAUUUCUGAUCAAUUAAAUACAAAACAAGAAGAAGAAUUAAAUAAUUUAUUAAAUAAUCUUAAUCUCAACGAAUAUCAUCUUUUUCCUCAACAAAUCGAUAUUAUUAUUCAAAAAUUUGAUCAAUAUUUUUCGGAAUUAAAAGAAAAAGAAAAUGAAAUAAUAAUCAGUUCAUUAUUAGAAGAAGAUGAUGAUGAAAUAAAAAAAUUGAAUUUUCCAUCAAUCGAAUUAUUAUAUAAUAAUAAUAUUCCAACACCAUCGCCUAUUUUAGAAGUUGAUGAGGAACAAUUAGAUUUACCAACACAAUCAUUAUCAGCACAUUUUCAACGAAAAAUUAUUAAUUUAACACCAACUACAAUAUCAAAUCGUAUUCGACUAGAUAGUGCUUGUAGUUCAACUAAUAGUAUUAAAUAUGCUGAAUUUGUUCCUCCGACUAUGACGUCAAUUCAACGACGACGUAUUAUUCAAUCAAUUAUUUUAGGUGUACAACGAAAAAAAAAAAUAUUUGAAAAAGUUCUUAAUACAUUAAAACAUAUUCCAUCCGAACCAACAAUGUAUGAAUUAGGUUUAGAAUUUUUACGUGUCUAUGAUGGAAAAUUUAAUUAUUUACCAGGACAUACAUUUAUUAUGCCAUUUAAAGAACGAACUUGGUUUUUAACAAUUCUUAAUAUUAAAUGUAUGGAAAUUGAAUUUGGAGAAAGUGAACCACGAUCUGUUUUAAUACUUCAAUAUAAUAAUGAAUCUACAACUGUACAACUUUGA
Molecule: messenger RNA, 966 nt
Organism: Adineta steineri
Lineage: Eukaryota; Metazoa; Rotifera; Eurotatoria; Adinetida; Adinetidae
Source: the annotation of a GenBank genome assembly